UCCACAAUGAGCCCCCUAGAAGGAUGGACCCAUCAGCAGGCACAGGUUGCACUCCCAGACUUAUAUGUCCCUAUCUGUAAGCAAUAUUCCCAUAUAGCUGAGCAAACUGUGUCCUAAUAUACAGAAAGGCUUUUGGACAGAUUAGAUAGUGUAAUGAACUGCAAUCAUUGGUGGCACAGCUGAUAACAAGCAGACAAGGGUGUUUUGUCCUUUGAUAUUUUCUGACAGAUAGCAACAGCGGAGAAAAUGCUGUGUGUUUUGUUCCAUAGCACUUAGCAUUUAUAAGACUUUGUAACUACAGUGGAACCUCAAUUUUACAUCCCCUGAUUUAAAGUUUUCCCUGAUUUUAUAUUGUUGUUUUGUGGUCCCGCCUAUAUAUUAUGCAUAAUACAUUUCCCUGAUUUUACAUUUUCCUGGAUUUUACAGGUCCCCUGAAAACGUAAAAUGUUCUACUGUAGUUACAAACUCGACUAUUUGUAUCAGACUGGGCCACAAGAGCUGUAUUUCCCUUGCCUAAUAUUGACCCUGCUAUUGCUGGAGAAUCCCAGGAGAAACAUUGGGCCCACUGAGGCUAGGACUUAUAAUUAGUAUGAAUAUACAUUUCAUGGAAUUGAAAAAAUAUCUUAUUCCCAAAUUAAGGACCCAAAAAGCCCAAGGAGCAAAACAAGGAGCACUAAAUGCUGCAGCCAGAUGUCCAUGAAGAUCCGUUCCACUGAAGCACUAACUAAGCUCUAGUGUCUGCAAGUUAACUCAGGACGGCCCACCCUUUCAAAGAGGCAAAUAAUCUUGCUAAUGAAGAAGAGCGUAAUAGGAUUAACCAGCUCUUUUCAGGACCGGAAUAAUAGAGCAUCUGUAACAAGCAUCCUUCCAAUGGAAAGGGCAAGUGUUAAUUUGGGAGGAGCCUGCUCAAACCAAAUAGAAUAGUGGUUCCUUGUAGUUUUUCCACAUCUAAACCAUACUCUUCCCAAUCAAGUGAAGCUGGUCACUGGGGAGACUACGAUCUCAGGGAAGAAACUUUAAGCACCAGGAGACCAGCAGCACAUGCCCAGCAACAUGCUCUCUAGCCUGCUCAGCCCAUUCCAGGAGAUGGAUACCAACUUAUCCAAGGAAUUGAUGUCUCUUCUGUCUGAGAGGAGAUUUAACAUUAGUCCUACUGAAGAACAGGAAAGCACCUAUUUGUCUUGCCCUAUCAACUUAAAUAAAAAUGAGAAGAGUUGGAAGAAAUUAACAGAAUUCAGUGUUGAAACUAAGGAGAGAUUAUGGAACUGCAACAACCAGCUUUCUGUCCCAAGUCCCCUCUGCCGCAUCCCUUUCCUAGCUGACCGCUCUGUAAGUAUGAUUGAAGAGAGCAAAAAUCUCUUGUCUCCACCCAAGCCACUCUCUUCCCGAUACAAGACUGAACUUUGCCGUACUUUCCAUGAGAUUGGUUCUUGCAAGUAUGGCUCAAAGUGCCAAUUUGCACAUGGGUCUGAAGAGCUCAGAGGGCUCAACCGACACCCCAAGUACAAGACAGAGCUGUGCCAAACUUACCACACUAUUGGCUUCUGCCCAUAUGGAUCUCGCUGCCACUUUAUCCACAAUGCAGAAGAGCAAAGGUUCAUUAAGAGUACAAAGGGCCAGUGGCGUCCACUUCUGAGGCACAGUAUAAGCUGCUCAGGAAUCCCUUCUUCCACUUCUUUAGAUUCCCUCUUUUCAUCCUCACUCUCUCCCUUUUCUGCAGCUUCUCCCACGUUUUCCCCUUCUGCGUCCAUUUUUGGCUCUGGCCCAUCCUCUCCGACUUCUUCUCUUGUGACACUUAAUUUGGCACCUUUCUUUCGCCCAGCAUCGCCCCCAUCACCAGUCAUACAAAGCCCCAUCUCUGUAAAGGAGUUGGCCCAGCUGCCACCCUACAGGAGGUCAGAACCAAGCACUGAAUGCCUCCAGGACUGUUUUUUAGAUAAGGAUCAAGAGAUUAGUGCUUUGAAAGACUGCAAGGAGAACUGUAGCAAUUCUAGUGAAGCCAAACGUCUCCCAAUUUUCAGCCGCCUGUCUGAUUAAUGGGCGAACUUUAUUCAUCUUCAGACCAUGCACAGAAAAUGUAAUUCUGGCCUUCCUUUAAAUGUUAAGAACUCGGUAAACAUGCACAUAAUUAUGUUAUUCCGGUAAGGAUAUCAUAGGUGUGAAGAAAAAUGUUUUAAAGAGUAAAAAAAUAUGUGGUAAAUCUUGUGCCAAAGGCUAUAUCAGGGGUCCCCAACCUUUUUUACCUGUGAGCCACAUUCAAAUGUAAAAAAGAGUUGGGCAUGAAAAAUUCCAUUGGGUGCCAAAUAAGGGCUGUGAUUGGCUAUUUGGUAGCCCCUGUGUGAACUGGCAGCCUGCAAGAGGCUCUACAUGGCAAAAUACUUUUUAUGCAAUUAAAACUUGCUUUCAAGCUUAGAAUUCAAAAAUAAUCACCUGCUUUGAGGACCCUGAGAGAAACAUCCAAGGGGUUGGAGAGCAACAUGUUGCUCAUGUGCUACUGGUUGGGGAUCACUGGGAUAUGUGGUCAUGAGAAAAGGCAUCCAAGUAAUAAUAUCAUCUAUACAGGCUGUGCUAAAAAACUAAUAAUGACAAGCAAAGCACCAGGAUCACAGACUGUGGCUAUAAAUAUUUUGACAGUUUUAGCAAAAAAUAAAAAUUAAAUACUAGGGAGUGAAAGAGACUUUGGGAGUGAAAGAUCUGUACUCUAAUGCCUGUGACUUGGUAGUCUUUUUUUGUUUGGUACAAAGCAGGGCUAAUUCCAACCAUGUCAAGUACUCUAUUUAGUUUUACUUUUUUCCUCUCUGUCUAUUCAGUACAACAUCAAAAUAUUUGUUUGUUUAAAAUGUUUUUUUACAGCCUUUAUCCCCCUUCUUUACAAAAUGAAUUGCUUUGGUGGGUAGAGUUCUAGGAAUGUGGCACUUACAGCAACUGCAUAGAGCCUUCAGGUAGUAGUAACUCCUACAUUUUUUCAAACUCAAAAUCCUCAUUGGUGUUUGUGGGAAUUGAGUUAGCACCAAUUAUUUGCAGAAACUUUCAAUUAGGGGUAGAUUUAUCAAGGGUCUGAUUGAAAAUUUUAAUUCGAAAUUCGAAUUGUCGAAUUUAUCUAGGGUCAAACUGUCAAAUUAGACUAGGGAGUUAUUCAAAUUUGAGUUUUUAAAAAGAAUUCUUAUUCAAUUUUUGAGAUUUAUCUACGGUCAAACUGUCAAAUUCGACUAGGGAGUUAUUAAAAUUUGAGUUUUUUUUAAAAAAUUCUAAUUCGAUUUUUGAGAUUUAUCAAACUCUGGCCCUUUAAGAGCUCAAAUUCGACUAUUCGGCACCUAAAACCUGCAGAAUUGCUGUUUGCAAUGGUAGAUGUCCAGGGGAUCAGUUUGGAGUUGACAGCAGCCUUCCUGACAUUAGAGUUUUUUUCGAAGAAAAAAAACUAGAAUCGAGUUUUUUAAAUUUGAAUUGAAUUCGAUUUGAGUUUUCUGGUCCAUUUAAUUCAUGCGAGUUUGAAAAAUUUGAUUUUUAUAAUAAAUUUAGAUUUCGAAUGUAUGGGAGUUUAGGGGAGUUUUUGAAAACUCGCAUGAAUCCGAAAUUCGACCUUGGAUAAAUGUGCCUCUUAAUAUUCUUAAAGUUCUCUUAAUUUGUGAAGAAAUGGUGACAACAAUUCACAUAUCCAGUGUACCUAAAGGGUAAAUCAGCCUUUAUACUGCAGUAUACAGUGUGGGUCAAUUUAUUCUCUGUGUGGGGCAUUUAUCUGUUUCUGUGCGUAAUUUUUCUGGUGGUGCUAUUAAUGUUUGACAUUGUUACCACCCUGUGUAUAGUAAGGAAUGUACUGCAGAUCUGCCAAAUCUUCCCAAAAUACUUUGCUGCACACAUUCCGAUUUAUAUAUUUUUGUAGUACAGGGUUUGUAAGCAUUUUCUGCUGCAAACCUCCAGAUUAGGAAUGAGUUGGUCCAGUAAUGGUCACAGCAGUGCAUCUACAGUAGGUACAUGGCAAUAAAGAUGCUCUGUAUGAUGGCUGGAUUGGACAGAAGUGAAUUUUAUAGCAGGACCCUACAAAUCUAUUUAAUGUGAUUGGCCACAUAUAGUGCCCAUGUAGGUAAGACUCUUAGGGCAGAUUUACUAAAGGACAAAUUGUCGCCAGCGUCAGCUUUGGUGAUGUCCCUGUGGGUGGCAAUGCUGCUGAAAAGUUGCUAGUGUUAUCCACUUCUCUCUUUAGUAAAUCUGACGUUUAGGGGCAGAUUUAUUAAGGGUCGAAUUUCGAAG
This is a messenger RNA of Xenopus laevis (African clawed frog), 4248 nucleotides long. RefSeq names its product provisional ortholog of ZFP36 ring finger protein like 1 S homeolog. The record is from RefSeq and is a predicted model, not a curated record. The transcript has 2 exons. Gene Ontology annotation, molecular function: mRNA 3'-UTR AU-rich region binding; metal ion binding; mRNA binding. Gene Ontology annotation, cellular component: nucleus; cytoplasm. Gene Ontology annotation, biological process: 3'-UTR-mediated mRNA destabilization; negative regulation of translation; positive regulation of nuclear-transcribed mRNA catabolic process, deadenylation-dependent decay. Bases 1042 to 2037 code for a protein of 331 amino acids. NCBI's taxonomy places the organism in Eukaryota, Metazoa, Chordata, Amphibia, Anura, Pipidae.